GGUGUCAUUCUCCCACUCACAUUCUCAACAUUGCCUUCCCUUUCUUUUUCUCCUCCUCUUCCUUCCCCUAAAAGACGCAAAAGAAGAAAAUUUUUGACAUUAAAGCUUCCAUUUUUAAUUUAAAUCACAAUUAAAGUUUCAAUUUUUUGUUGUUUUGAAUAAUAAAAGUUCAAUCUUUUUACUUACUCUUCCAUUUUAAUUGGGUAGAUAAAACAUUAUCUAUUCAUGAGCAGAUCAUUCAAAUGAUUUAUCUAGCAGAGUCCUUGAUCACAACCUUUUCUUAUUGGCAAUUGUGGUGAUUAUCUUUGUUAGCAACAUGAAUUCUUUGUGCUUUGUCACUUGCUGGUUUGGAGGUCAGAAGAUCUGUGCUACUCAUUAUCGAUGGAUAGUUAAUUUGUUUUUGGCUUUCUCAAUGGAGGCUCGUAAGCGAAUUGCAGCUGAAAUGUGGAUGCCAUUAGUAGAUACAUAGUACUAUGUGUUCUUAGGAGCUAGUUUUGUUGGAACCAUUUCAUUGCUUCUUAGUGACACUGUUAGGAUUAGGAGACUUGAAUCGCAUUAUCUGUUAUAUUGUAGAUGGAAUUUUGAUCAAUUAGAACUGAUUAGAAAAUUCUGAAUUGUAUUAAAGUAGUAAAGGCAAACUCGAGUGAGUAAGGAAGAGGAAGGAUAACUUAUUUAGCUCCAUUUGGAUUAACUCGGUAGACCAUUCUCUGCAAUUUUAGCAAUGGGGUUGCCACAAGUUUCCUCAGAUGAUAGUGCUGAGGAAGGUGAAGCUGCCUCUGUGGGUGCUUUUUUGCAAAGUCCACCACGGUUUGCAGGUGUCAGCACCUGUGAUUUAGAUGGAAUGCAGAGAGGAAGUUUGAGCCAGAGUAUUGGGGAUUCUUUGUGUUCUUCACUAGGAGAUUUUCAAAGGAAAACGUCUUUGGAGCUUUCAAAGUUCUCAGAUGAUACUAUCAGAAUUGAAGGGAAAAUGAAUGCUUCAUCCAAUGCUCGUGGACUGAAGAUUGGCUCUGCCAAUGUGGUUGGAUCUUUUGCCACUCCUAGAAGUGAACAGAAAGCCCGAAACCCUGUUUCUAGGAUUGUGGGUUUUGAAUCACAUGGAACAAGUAAGGUAGUAGAGGGAGUUUCUAGUGAUCAUGUUCAGUCUUCUGCUAUUGGUGUUAGAGUUAAUGAAACAGAGUCCAGUGGGUCAUUAGUCAGGAAACGAUUACUGUCACCAUUAAAUAGCAUGCUUUUCUCGGAUCAAUUUAACGGUGACCCUCUGGACAUUAGCUACAGCAGAACACAGAUAAACUCCUCUUCCUUAGCUCAUAAGCAUUCGGACUCUGUGUCACAAGACAAUAAGAAAGCAAAUAUUGGCAGCAAAAUGAAUUUCACUACAUCAUCCUGGUCCUUAUCUAGCUGCUUGGAACAUAGAAACAUUUCAAAUGACAAAGCUGGAACUGCAUCUAUAUUUUUCACAGAUGGUCCUUUGCUGGAAAACAAGGAACCACACCUUUCUCGUAAUUUCUUAUCCUCGCCUGGGUUUGAUCAAUUCCGAGAAUCAACUAAGGUAAGGUCUCAAAGUGGAGCAAUAACUGUAUCCCCCCAAUUGGCAACCUCACCUCCUGUUUCUUUAUCACCACUUGGUCCAAAGUUCAGUGAGAGGAUGACAGCUGCAGGAGGUUAUGGGAAUCUUAAAAGCGAUAUAGAUGAUUGUUAUUCAACCUUAAGGAAUAAAGAACAAACAGUUGAAAGGUUUGACUCUGGUAUUAUGUUUGCCCCUGAAGAAGAGGAGUUUGAGAUUACAAGCAGAUCAUUUGAAGAUAUUGGUUUCUUGCACAAAGAGUUUUGCCCUUCUUCUCUGGAAAGUGCUGCUGGAUUGAGCUGGCCUCUGUAUCAAGAAUCAGCCCCCACAUCUCCAUGUAUGAGAUUCAUCAAAGGUUUGAGUGGACUUCCUGUUAGAAGAUCCUUGGUUGGUUCAUUUGAGGAGUCCCUAUUGUCUGGAAGGUUCUUUUCUGGAAAACUCAGUCAGAGGAUUGAUGGUUUUCUAGCUGUUCUAAGCAUAACUGGUGGGACCUUCUCACCACAAGCACAGAAACUUCCAUUUUCAGUAACCAGUGUGGAUGGAGAUUGCAUUUUACUCUAUUAUGCAUCCAUAGAUCUUUCAAGGAAUUCGUUGUCAAAUAAGUGCCGGGAUCAGAAGUUGGUUAGAGGCCUUAGCAAUGAUGGAUCACAUCCUGUAAGAAGCCGGCUGCGUAUUCCUAUGAAAGGACGCAUACAAUUGGUUCUUAGCAAUCCAGAGAAAACACCUCUUCAUACUUUCCUUUGCAACUAUGAUCUGAGUGACAUGCCAGCUGGUACCAAGACAUUCUUGCGCCAGAAGGUUACCCUAGCAUCUUCUGUUCCAAAUUCUGCAGAGCUGAAACGGGGGCAGAUAAGUUCUGACAGCAAAGUCCAAGACAAGGUGAGGUCAACCUCACAGAAAAAUUCUCCUUUAUGCUAUAACAGAGAUGGAAUGGACAGUAGUGAAGUUAAAGGCAGUGAAGGCUCUGAUUUACCAGAAUCAAUACAAAUGACUGGCUGCAACAAUGACCAAUGCAAGGACUACACCUGCAUUGAUGCAUUUCACGAAACUGACCGGAAACAUUCCCAUGGUUGUGCUAAGAUCAAUGAAAAUACUAACGGUGCUGGUUCUCUGCGCUAUGCUCUUCAUCUCCGAUUUCUAUGCCCUUCCCCUAAAAAAUGUUCAAAGUCAUUUCAGAGAUGUAAAUCUGAUCCUGGGUCAGUGCCACAAAAGGUUGGCUCUGACAAGGAUGGGGAUCGGAGAUUCUAUUUAUACAAUGACUUGAGAGUGGUGUUCCCUCAACGCCAUUCAGAUGCUGAUGAGGGCAAGUUGAACGUGGAAUACCAUUAUCCAGAAGAUCCAAGAUACUUCCAUAUCAGCAACUGAAACAUCUAAUUUACAUCGCAAAAGCAUGCUUUCUUUGGCCGACUUUGUACAUAGUUAUCACAUGUUUCAUUUCAGUCAUCUCAUCUCGAAAUGGCACUAACCCUGAAUGACCUGUAUAUACCAUUACUCCCUAAUAAUUUGAUGGGUUAAAAACUGUUAAAACUGCCUUCCUGGCUUUGUUGAAAACAGUGAAUAUUUUUCCGUUCUCCGGAAAGAACUUCCAUGCAGCAAAAGAGGAAAAACUUUCUGGACUAGACAUAGGAAUUGAAGCAGAACAAAAACCUCCUCCGUGAUAGGAGUGAAAGAGAAAAGAAGGGAAACUAUAGAUAGCGGGAAAAAAGCAGUGCCUGAAAGGCCAAGUCAUCGGAGAAGUAUUUGGGCUUCCUGAGUCCACUGACCAAUCUGCCAGUUGUCCAUGCCAUGUCGGAUGAAAUGAAGCCCAAGUUCCACAAUGCUUCCAAAGGCCUGUUCACUGUCUUGGGCACUGGGUAACAGGCCGUGUCUGGUGUAAAUCAUAUCUUAGCAACAACUCUGACAAAAUGAACCAAGCUGGUCUACGUCUGGAUUUAUCAUGCAACCGUCCUUCUGAACCCCAAUUCCUUGGAGAUCAAUACCAUAACCAUAAUCUUUUUCGAUUGUACAAGCUUGCUAACAAUUUCCUUAUGAACUGAACAGAAUUAGAUGUAUUCGUAUGUUUACCCUGGAAGCAAUUCUUCUUUCUGAAAAAGUAACAAGUCGUUCUGGUUGCA
Molecule: messenger RNA, 3678 nt
Organism: Theobroma cacao (cacao)
Lineage: Eukaryota; Viridiplantae; Streptophyta; Magnoliopsida; Malvales; Malvaceae
Product: meiosis chromosome segregation family protein
Source: RefSeq, a predicted model, not a curated record